Molecule: messenger RNA, 3256 nt
Organism: Prosopis cineraria
Lineage: Eukaryota; Viridiplantae; Streptophyta; Magnoliopsida; Fabales; Fabaceae
Exons: 2
Coding region: 496-960 (154 amino acids)
Source: RefSeq, a predicted model, not a curated record
ACUCAUCGCUCAACAAUUUGUCAAUUUGUGACCCAAGUUGCUCGACAUCAUAAAAAUUGAGCCAAUAUUAUAUUAUUCACCUUCCAAAUUUUUCGCACUGCUCAAUGUGAAAUAAGCCCGGAUAUAUGCAACACAAUCUGACGUCGACUCUCUUGCAGCAACUCCUUCCUUGAUACAUGACAGCUCUGUUCUUUUAAUCUACUCCAUUUGCUUCUUCUACAUCUAAAAUUCUGCUGAAUUUUUGUCUUCUUGGAAGGGUUCUAGAUUACUAGAAUUGAGCGUAAGUUUUUCCAAAUUAGAUCACUAGAUUAUAUCCAUAAUACAUAGAAAUCAAGGAAGGGAUAAAAUAAAGCAACCCAAGAACAAGAAAUGAAUCGUGAGCGUAACGCCGGGCAUCAUAUCAUCGCAAGAAGCUUAAUCCUUCUUUGUAUGUGGUAUAUUCUACGAACUUUCUCGCUUCAAAGUUAAAACAUAUACCCACCUUCUUCCCUUAGGAUGAGCAAAGGUAAAUUGAGGAGGGGAGAGGGGGGAGGACGGAAUCAGGUUGAGAUGACGAAGACGUGGCAGAGGACAUCAGAACCUGUGCCGGAUUUCACCGAUAUCAUGAACGAAACGUUCUUCGGGACAGCUAAUCUGGAAAGCAAAACCUACGAUCUUGCAGGUCGGCAACCAAGGGUUUCAGCAGAUAUGAGCAUUGGCUUCGACGACAUUACUAGAAGUAAUAGUGGCAUGUUGACGCAAGAAUGGUUGGAGGAGGCUCGUCGUGUUAUGGCGGCGUCUCCGGCACGCUAUUUCGGAUCCCCCAGAUUUGCUGCCACACAGCAAGCAUCCUCCCCGCUUCCGUAUCUGGAAAGAGACCUGCUUUCGAGGUCCGCCCGAAGAUACAGGAAGAAACAAAAGCGUGUUGACUUAAAAGCCUUAAAGAAAUUUGAAAGGGCUUUUCUAUCUUCACAGUCAUGAUCCACCAAUUAUUCAUCGGGAUAUGGAAAUUAAGGUGAGGUGAAAAUUGGUGACUUGGGACUGGCAGCCAUUCUUCAGCAAGCCAAUUCAGCUUAUAGUGUCACAGGUAACAUUUUUAUAUGUGUGCAUGUUUUGGAUGGUUAACUACUGUGGGAUCAUUAAUUUAACUCAAGGCAUCUGUAGUUCAUAUUAUGAGCUCAGGUACUCCAGAGUUUAUAGCCCCAGAGCUCUAUGAAGAGGAAUAGAAUGAGCUGGUUGACAUUUAUGCUUUUGGCAUGCUUGCUAGAAUUGGUAACCUUUGAGUACCCAUAUGUUGAAUGCACAAAUGCCGUAAAAGUGUACAAGAAAGUUAUAUCUGUUAGUGCUUUACAAUCUCUGGACUAUCUCACAUGUCAUUUGACACUAACAUUUCAGUCUUUGUCUAUUUUGAGUGUGUUAUUUGUCAAUUCCUUUCAACAACAAUGUGUAGCUCAGAUUUCUCAAACCAUUUAUCUCUGACUUGAUUUUUUUUAAUCUGGUAUGCUAGAUAUAAAAUAAUUACCGCCGUCAGAUGUCUUCAUAAAUGAUGAUUUUGUUGGAUCUAUGUUCCAUAUCAUCAUGAUUUGUAUUUUUCUUUUCAUGGUAGGGAAUAAAGUCAGCAUCUUUGGCAAAAGGGAUAGAUUUUGGGGUUAAAGCAUUUGUAUUAAAGUGUACCUACUAAGGAUCUCUUAAUGGAUUCCUUUCUUCAUUUAGACAAAGAUACUAAGGAUAUAGGUCAUUUUUUAAAGCCUAAAACUCACCAUUCAAGUAAACAUUCUUAGCAUCUAAAUUUCCUACUGCUUGAUUCUUUUUACUAUUUGAUUUACUAUUUCUGUAGAGACAAGUAGGGAAUUUAGAGUGGAAAGUCAGCGGAGAGAUGUUAAUACAAUAUUUCUGAAACUGAGACUAGUAGACUUCUGAGGUUUUCUUUCACAUUUACACACAAAAUUGUUUGAUUUAAAUAUCUAUUAUUUUUUUCUCUCUUGUGUAUCUAAAAUAGCUGCUGCUUAUGUGGAAUUAGGUCAUAUUUGCAAUACCCAAGCCAGUGGUUAGAAACUCUUUGUUAAGGCCCAUUGCUUCUAACUUGACCUCUGAAGUGGAUGUGGGGACUGAGGAAGGUAACUUGACAGGAAAUGGUGCUUACCUCAGUUCAUCAGCAGGCUAAUAACUGUACUGAUGAUGGUAAUUGUAGUUCAGGAAACAAAUCUAGGGGGAUUGCUGAUUUUCAUUCCAUUGCGAGAGGGAUUACAUCUAAGGAUUCAAAAGUAACUGAGGGAGAAUCUUCUCCAGAAGCAAAAUCUGGUACAUUAUGCGAUUCUGAAUUAGAAAAUGUCAACUUAAUUGCCAUAAAGCUAAAAAAUUGUUGACAAGGCAGCAAGAGGACAUAGAGAAACUAAAGAAGAAGCAUGAAUUAGCUGUCUUAGACUUUCUGAAGAAGCUUCCAUUUGAAGUGUGGCAGCUGGUUUUAAAUAUAUAUAUAUAUAUAUAUAACCAUGAGUUACCUGACAGUGCAACUGCACAGAGACUUGAGGCCUUCCCCCUCUGCUUAAUGCGUGUCUGUGAGGUUUCUGGUACUUCAGGCCCCAUCCUCAUCAAGAAAGCUCUCAUUAGAAGUAAGUGAAAUUCUGAAAGCUUAGAACAUUGUGUGUGUCAUAUUUAGAAUCUUGGGUUUCCUAGCGUCAACAUUUUAGGUUCAUCCAUCAACGAUUGAAAGACGGCAUGACUAACGUUAUUUCUGAUGGCAUGAGUAUUGUUGGCAUCAUGUUAAAGGACAAAGCAGAGAAGUCAAAAUAUGAAGUCAUUUCCACCGAGAUUUACUUCACGGAGUGCUUAAAUCUGUGCACAAAAGCAUGACGGUGUGAUGAGAAAUUGCUCUUGACAUUGAAACAUCAAGAUCUCACCCAUCUAUACUUUGAUACUGACUCUAGCCAUUCAACUAGAAACUGUAUAUUUGUAUAUAUGCUCACCGACAAUUCUUUAAAUAUUGGGUAAAUUUAGUGGAGGUCCUAUGGUUGGUGUUACAUAUGUAAGUGAAACUUUAGGACACUUCCUUUGGGUUUAAUCUUCAAGUAAAUGCUAGUGACGAUGACCGUGGCAUUUUCAUUAUUUUUUUAUAUUAUGCUUCAAGAUUUUGUGGGGGGUUUUGUAUGGUUGAUUCUACUUCCAGCAAGGCUCUCCAAUGUGGAGAUGUCAAUGGAAUUCAUGUCAAGAUCACCUACCAGGACUCAUGUUAUUUCACCUUUUGUUCUUAAUUGAUAACGAUAUAGCUCAUUGAACA